AUGGCUGAUGGAGGACAGGGGUUUUUCAAGGUUUCCAUGACAAUUUUGCCAGCAAACGACGAUCCAGCGUACGACAAUAAUCUUGCAGAUCACAUACCAGGAAAAAGAUCAAGGUAUGCUGAAGGCGGAAUGGUCGGUAAAAAAGCGAAUUGGACCAGCGUCCAAAAACUUAUCAUGUUAGCCAUAGUUCCCAAAAUCAAAGAAACGUACGAAAACCUGAAGGUGUUAUUUGAUUUAACUCAGCUGAAUAAUGUUCUAUUCAAAUUCGUAGCAGACUUUAAGUUGCUUUUGAUUGUCAAUGGACAGCAAACGGCCACCUCUACGUACCCUUGCCCGUACUGUUUUGUGACUUUGGAUGAAUUGAGAUAUCGCGAUUCCGAAGAAAGGAAUGCAAAGGCCCUUCUUUGGCCAAAAAAAUUGAACAUCAUUUCCAAAGGCUAUCAUGGGGAGGUUUUCGAAGAAAAUGCUUGUAGGAUCUUGCUGAAAGAGGCAGAGAGGUUGAACGAUACCGAAAUAUGUCAGGAAUGUGGUUAUUUCCGGAUUUUCCCCUUCAAAAAAAUGGAUCAGUUGGUUGAAAACUGUUUCUGCGUGGAAAGAGGACCUUGUAAUGUUGAGAAAUUAGUUGGAGACUUGCACAAAGCAGUGGAAAGUACAGGGGUUUCCAUCACCCUGAAACUUCACGUCAUCUUAACUCAUCUGAAAGGGUCACUAGAGUUUCUGAACGCCAAUACUGGUUUGGGCCUCUGGUCAGAACAAGCUGGUGAAAGUGUUCACCAUGAAUUUUUAAAAUACUGGGACAGAUACAAGAUCAAUGCGAUUGAUGCUCCAUCUUACGGUGAGAAAUUGAGAAGAGCAGUUGCAGAAUUUUCGUCCUUGCACAUUUAA
This is a messenger RNA of Psylliodes chrysocephalus, 885 nucleotides long. The record is from the annotation of a GenBank genome assembly. Lineage: Eukaryota; Metazoa; Arthropoda; Insecta; Coleoptera; Chrysomelidae.